Molecule: messenger RNA, 1154 nt
Organism: Acyrthosiphon pisum (pea aphid)
Lineage: Eukaryota; Metazoa; Arthropoda; Insecta; Hemiptera; Aphididae
Product: integrin alpha-V
Exons: 4
Coding region: 489-899 (136 amino acids)
Biological process (GO): cell-cell adhesion; integrin-mediated signaling pathway; cell adhesion mediated by integrin
Cellular component (GO): external side of plasma membrane; integrin complex
Molecular function (GO): integrin binding
Source: RefSeq, a predicted model, not a curated record
AGUCUUUGGUGUGCCGGCGUCCGCAGAGUAGGAGAACACGCGCGUAUCACACGUCCCGUGUCCUCGGUACCGCGUCGAACAGCCCGCCAGUUUUUACUCGUGUGUUGCAUCGCGCGCCAAAAUUAAAUAUUAUAUUAUUAAAAUAAUAAUCGAGCGUUUAAUUAUAAACCGUAACCGCGUGCGCCGUGUGAUCACCACCGUCGUCAUAAUUAUAAUUUUUUUCAUUAUCAUCAUAAAUAAUAUUGUAAAAACGCGUUUUUUCUCCAAGUGUCCGCGACCGCAUUUCGAGCUCGGUGAAAUUUUUUUUUUAAUCGUUUUUCACCCUCGUCGGACGGCAGUACGCUCGCCCAUAUCUAUAAACGCGCGAUAAGUGUAAGUCCGACGUCUCGUCUAGUCCACGACGGUCGUUCUCCUCCGACACAAUUUGCAGAGGUUCAAAUGACAGACGCGUGUAUAUUAUGACCACGAGAAGGGCAUAGCAAAUCGAGAUGACUCUGCCGUCAUCACGUCCCUUAUCCACUUUACUGUUGACUGCAUUGUGCUGCAGCAUAGUGUUUGGCUUCAAUGUGGACGUUAAAAAUUGCAUCAGACAUCGGGGGCCCGAAGGGUCUAUGUUCGGGUUCAGUGUAGCCCAACACAAAGAGCGCGGUCGGUCAUGGUUGCUGAUCGGAGCACCGGAGGCGCAGACGGCACAGCCGGGCGUCGAAAAGGGCGGCGCCGUGUUCAGAUGCGGCACGGCCAGGGAGGACGAUUGCGAGGAGAUACCGUUCGACACGAGAGGAAACAACAAUUCCUCCAAAUGGAUUCAAAUAGACAGUAAGUCACGUCAAUGGUUCGGCGCCACCGUGAGGAGCUCCGGAGACAAUGGAGUAAUUUUGGUAAAUAUUAAACAUUCGUGACUAUUAACAGUUUAACUGCCUACUUAAUAUACUCAAAGGGUCCGUACAGCGUUUUAUUAGUCGAUUGUUUCUCAUUAGUUAAUUCAAUUGUUUACUCUGUAUUAUUCGUUUAGGUUCAAUUUACUUUUCAUACACAUUACCGGUAUUUAGAUCAGCUUAAUGCUUUCACUUAAUGCCAUCACAUUCACAUAUCCAUUCAAAUAACAACCGGAAAAUGUCCUCAACUUCAAUUAACUUUGGUUAUUUUGUUAUAAU